Messenger RNA from Hipposideros armiger (great roundleaf bat), 1524 nucleotides. It is a transcript of the gene MFRP, whose product is annotated as membrane frizzled-related protein. Gene Ontology annotation, molecular function: protein binding. The transcript is spliced from 8 exons. Lineage: Eukaryota; Metazoa; Chordata; Mammalia; Chiroptera; Hipposideridae. The record is from RefSeq and is a predicted model, not a curated record. The coding region runs from base 1 to 1017 and encodes 338 amino acids.
AUGAAGGACUGCUCAGAUAUCAUCCUGUGUGUGGAGGCGACAGAGCCGAGGAGCUGUGCCCAUGACGAGUUCCCCUGUGACCAUCUCAUCUGCCUGCUACCUGACUCAGUGUGUGAUGGUUUUUCCAACUGUGCUGAUGGCAGUGACGAGACCAACUGCAGUGCCCAGUUCUCGGGAUGUGGGGGAAAUCUGACUGGGCUCCAGGGCACUUUCUCUGCUCCGAGCUACCUGCUGGAAUAUCCUCACCAACAGCUUUGCACCUGGCAUAUCUCAGUGCCUGCUGGACAUGGCAUAGAACUACAGUUCCACAACUUCAGCCUGGAAGCUCAGGAUGUGUGCAAGUUUGACUACGUGGAGGUGUAUGAGACCAGCAACUCAGGAGCCCUUGGCCUCCUGGGCAGGUUCUGUGGAGCAGAGCCACCCCCUCGCCUCAUCUCCUCACACCACCAACUGGCUGUGCUGUUUAGGACAGAUCGUCGUAUCAACAGCAGGGGCUUCUCAGCCACCUACCAGGCCCUCAAUGACACAGAGAAACCCUGUGGGCCCAGAGAGUCCUCCUGUGAGGAUGGAGGGUGUAAGAGUCUGCAGUGGAUGUGUGACACAUGGAGAGACUGCACGGGUAGCAAUGAGGACAAGUGCAGCAGCCCCUUGUUUCCACCUUCAGAGCUGGCCUGUGAGCCUGUACAAGUGGAGAUGUGCAUCGGGUUGAGCUACAACACCACGGCCUUCCCUAACAUCUGGGUGGGCAUGGCCACCCAGGAGGAAGUGGUGGAGGUCCUCAGAGGUUACAAGAGCCUGACAAGUCUGCCCUGCUACCAGAAUUUCCGGAGGCUCCUCUGUGGGCUGCUGGUGCCCCACUGCACCCCACUAGGCAGUGUUCUUCCCCCUUGCCGCUCUGUCUGCCAGGACACAGAGCACCAGUGCCAGUCUGGCCUGGCACUACUGGGUACCCCUUGGCCCUUCAAUUGCAACAGGCUGCCUGAGGCAGCUGGUCUGGAGGCUUGCGCCCAGCCCUGACCCUGAAGUGGACCCCUGCCCUCUGCCUGCCCAUCUCCUUUGUCUAUCAGGGCAGGCAGGCAGGUAAACAAAGGAAGGGGGACCAGCAUGGGAUUCUGCCCAUCCUUUUUGAGGCCUCCUAGGGAGGGGAGAAGAAGUCCUCAAUUGGGAUAAUGAGACUCUCCCACUCUCUCUCCCAGUUCCUUCCAUGUCCCUUUACUAGCCCCAAACAGCAGGCCUGGCUCCCCACAGUGCCAUUAGCAAUCUAAACAACUUCCCACCCAAGCCCCUGACCCCCAUUUCCUAUCUUCUGCCUUCCCCCCUCUCCAUCUGCUUUUCCAGAUUCUCUAUUACCCACCUUCUGACUUUUUCCUUUAUUCAAUAAAACGUAUUGAGUACCUGGUAAUGUGGCAGGCCCUGUUCUAAGCCCUGGGAAUUCAGUUGUCUAUCUGCCUCUGAAAACUCUCCAUCCGCAGCUCUCAGCUUAUAUUUCUCCUGGACUGGAGUCUUGUCCUUGGUCUCUUUGUC